AGUUUCCAGAAAAAGCAAGUCAAAAGGUAAGGAGCGGAAAGGUCGAGAGAACGAGGCCGAUUGCGCAAAGGCAAACUCUUUUUUGCCUUCCUUUUCCUCUCACGCCGGGUUGGCGCGGGACGCCAGCAACCCUCGCGGCUGUGGAGUUUUCUCGAAAGGUAACAUUUAAGUGGUCAAAGCGCAUCCUUUAAUUAUGCUGGACCCUCUUUUCACACACGCAAAAAGAGAGAGAGAAAGGUGUGGGCGAGCCUCUCUGCUCGACGCAACCCGUUUUUAACCACUCAAAGGUGCCGGAGUCCGACUUGAACGCCACACACAGCUCGCCUCAAAAAAGUUCCCUCAGAGCCUGACGACGACGCCCCCACCUGGGCGUCCGGCGAGGAGGGAAGGGCGCAGGCGCGCGAGGGACAAAAGCCUCUCCAGUCCUCCUCUCCCCCUCCCCACACCCCACAAACUCCGCUUCCCUCAGGCAGCUGUUCUCCCCGCUCCGUAACUGUAGCCCGGAGAGGAGGAGGAGGAGCCAAGGGGAGGAGGAGGAGUACGAGGCCGUGGGUUGGGAAGUGCUACGUGUCUACUCAGCCCAUAUAACCUACUACCCUCCUUUUCAAUUCAGUUCAGCUGGGAGCCAGCCGCCGGCUUUUCCUCUCCUCCCCCCGUCCGUCCGUCGCUUUCUGCUGGCUUCUUCCUUUCUGCCUUCCUUCCCUCUCUACUCGUGGCAGUACCCCGAGGGAACCGUCGCCGCCGCCCGGGACGCGCGAGCCGCCACCAUGUCCGAGAUCAAAAAGCAAAGGGUGAACCUCCAAAGGUCUACCAAUGUGGUGUACCAAGCCCAUCAUGUUAGCAGAAACAAGAGAGGACAAGUUUUGGGCACAAAAGGUGGAUUUCGUGGCUGCACAGUAUGGCUAACAGGUCUUUCUGGUGCUGGUAAGACAACCAUUGGGUUUGCUCUUGAGGAAUACCUCGUGUCCUAUGGCAUCCCUUGUUACUCUCUUGAUGGGGACAACAUUCGUCAUGGUCUCAACAAGAAUCUAGGUUUCUCUGCUGAUGACCGAGAAGAAAAUAUCCGCCGUAUUGCUGAAGUUGCCAAACUAUUUGCAGAUGCUGGCUUAGUUUGCAUUACUAGUUUCAUUUCUCCUUUUGCAAAGGACCGCGAGAACGCACGGAAGAUUCAUGAGACAGCUGGGCUUCCUUUCUUUGAAGUUUUUGUGGAUGCACCUCUCAAUAUCUGUGAAAGUAGGGACGUGAAAGGCCUAUACAAAAAAGCACGAGCUGGAGAAAUCAAAGGAUUCACUGGAAUCGAUUCGGAGUAUGAGAAACCAGAAAUGCCUGAACUUGUGCUGAAAACCAACAUUUUUUCAGUGACUGAAUGCAUCCAGACUAUUGUGGAGCUCCUGCAAGAGCAGAACCUCGUUCCUUCCUCUGCAAUUAAAGAGGUGCUUGAGCUGUUUGUACCUGAAAAUAAAGUGGAACAAACUUGGGCUAAAGCUGGUACUUUGCCAUCUAUAAACAUUACCAAGUUGGAUCUACAGUGGGUUCAAGUCCUAAGUGAAGGUUGGGCCACUCCACUCAAAGGGUUUAUGCGGGAGAAAGAAUAUUUGCAAGUUAUCCAUUUUGGCACUUUGCUUGAUGAUGGUGUUAUUAACCUGAGCAUACCGAUUGUACUUCCCAUCUCUACUGAAGACAAAAAACGUCUGGACGGAUGCAGCGCAUUCACCCUGCUAUACAAUGGACGGAGGGUGGCAAUCCUUAAAAAUCCAGAAUUUUUUGAACACAGGAAGGAAGAGCGUUGUGCUCGUGUUUGGGGAACCACUUGCGCAAAGCAUCCACAUGUAAAAAUGGUGAUGGAGAGUGGAGAGUGGCUUGCUGGGGGCGAACUCCUUGUACUGGAGAGAAUAAAGUGGAACGAUGGACUAGACCAAUACCGUUUGACUCCACUGGAGCUGAGGGAGAAGUUUAGAGAGAUGAACGCAGAUGCAGUUUUUGCUUUCCAACUACGUAAUCCGGUGCACAACGGACAUGCUCUGCUAAUGCAGGAUACUAAACGCCGACUACUGGAAAGGGGCUAUAAGCAUCCAGUCUUGCUCCUGCAUCCUCUUGGGGGAUGGACCAAGGAUGAUGAUGUGCCCUUGGACUGGCGCAUGAAGCAACAUGCUGCAGUGCUAGAAGAACAUGUCUUGGAUCCCAAAUCCACCGUUGUUGCAAUUUUCCCUUCUCCCAUGUUGUACGCUGGCCCAACGGAGGUCCAGUGGCAUUGUAGGUCUCGAAUGAUUGCUGGUGCCAAUUUCUACAUUGUGGGUCGAGAUCCGGCAGGUAUGCCUCACCCAGAAACCAAGAAAGAUCUGUAUGAACCCACACAAGGUGGAAAGGUGCUUAGUAUGGCUCCAGGAUUAACUUCGGUGGAAAUAAUUCCCUUCCGAGUAGCUGCAUACAACAAAGUACAAAAAGCGAUGCUUUUCUAUGAUCCAGACAGGCACACUGAAUUUGAUUUCAUUUCUGGCACACGCAUGAGAAAGUUGGCUCGUGACGGUGACAAUCCCCCUGAUGGGUUCAUGGCGCCCAAAGCAUGGAAGGUGUUGACAGAAUACUACACAUCGAUGGGAAAAAAUGAUUAAUUAUGCUGUCUCUAUCAAAGUGCCCUUAUUUUAAAUAUGAGCUCUGCUAAUUGAUGAAUAGGCUACGAUGUUUCAUCUAGUUUGGAAUCUUUUGGUUGCUGGGCAUUUUCUUUCUGGGCCAUACAAUGGUUCUGGAGCAGCGUUUCCAUUUUUAGAGCUUAAAUAGGCGAUUUCUCCUUAAUUUCAAAGGAAUGCCAUAAAACAAGGUUUUACUGUACACAUCAGAAAAAAUAAGAUCAAAAUGAUGAGUUCAAAGCCAUAGGGAUCCAGCUCUCACAGCCUUUGCCAAAAAAAUGUUAUUGAAAACUAUGCAACUAUGCAAAUUAUCACAUUAAUGCUAUAAAUUGAACUCCUAGAAAGAAAUAGGGGAUAAACUAGUACUUUCCCACUGUGGUUUGGUGUUUGUUUUUUUUGGCCUCCACCAAAACCUUUCAUGUACUGUUGGGGUGAAGAGGAAGGAUUUCAUGUCAUUUUUUAAGAUGAUGAUGAUAAUGAAGAUGAAACGGAGCUGGUAUAAUCAGCAUUUCCCAAGAAGAGAAUUCCAUGACAGUUUUCUCUUGGAAACAGUCACAAAGCUGUGCUUAUUCUGAAAAAUUCUUUACAAAUAGCGUUUUGGUCAACUUGGACCAAGAAAUGCACCUUUCUCACCCUUGACAUUGACUUUCUUUAUAGCCUUGGCCAAAUUCUUUCAUGAAGGACGUCCACAAGCAUUUCCCCUUCAGCUGGGUGCUAAUAACAUCAUUACAGUCUAAAUGACUGCCCUUUCACAGCUCCUCUCAUCUCUUCGAGGUAUAGACCAGACUAGGAGACCAAAGUCAUGUAGGCCAAUACUACUUUUAUUGUAAAGGUAUAGUAAUAGAAUCUUACAAGUCUGAAUACGUUUCCUCCCUCUCUCUCAUUAUCCUUGGGAGAACUUGAGAGGGUCUUGCCUGAAACUUUUUUCAAGAUACAUUUUUGCCCCCUUCUUUUAUUUGACUACUGUCUUGGUUGUUUCUCUUCCAUCUCUCCCCCAAGGCCAUUUCUUUUCCCCACUACAGUUGCCAAAGUCAGCAUUCAUUAUGAUCGCCUUAGCUCAGGGCUGUCAAACUCACGGCCCGUGGGCCAGAUGCAUAAUGUGCUGGCCACGCCCACCCCAUUUUAGCAAAGGGGGGGGAAAGUUGCGAUACGUCACGUGAUGACAAUGUGACGACAUGAGUUUGACACCCCUGCCUUAGCUUAUCCAAUGAAAGGGGCUGAAUUUGACCGGAGAAGUUUUUCUGAGAGACAUAAAUUCAUUCCUAACCAUCUUCUAGGGCACGGCUGUCAAACUGGCGGCCCACGGGCCGGAUGCAUCACGUGCGGGCUACGCCCACUCCGCUUCCGCAAAGGCAAAAGUCACAAUACAUCACGUGACAUCACAUGACACAAUAGAGUUUGACACCCAUGUUCUAGGGCGAUGUAGAAAGGGGUAUCAAGAAAGUCAAGACAGCUACAAUGCUGUUCUACCCCUUUUUUGUUCAUGUACACAAUGGCUGAUAAGCUUAGUAUUUUUUGUAAUAUCCAGCCUUAUCAUCAUCUAAAAGAGGCGUUUAGGGGAGAGGGGGAAAUCCAGGGGCACCCUACGGCAACUUGAAUUUGGAGUAGAUACUUAAGGGAAAGGUGAAUGCACGUGCAGGACACAACCCCUUUUCCCAUAGGAAAACUUUUUGCAUUUUAUAUAUUGAAUCAUGACAAUGCCUGUAUUUUUAAUUCUUUUCUUCUUGGUAAGGAGCAAAUGAGCACAAACGUAUUAUCAUGGUUGAUGAAUCCCAAAUUAUGGGGCUCUGUUCCAGAAUCUGCUCAUAGGGAUAGAUAACAUGUUUUAGUUGUAAUUUCUUUCCGUAUAUAAUUGGUUCAGUCGGAAUUAACAUACAUUCCUUUUGCAUCUUAAUACUUCCGACAUGAAUGCUAAAUACAAUUUAACACAUUAUACCUUUCUGAUAUUUUAUUGCUUUUUAAAAAAAAAAUCAGCUUCUUUUGCUAUUGUGCUGCUGUACUUAGUGUGCUGUUCAGUGGCAAGGAGAAUGAAACACUGUACAAAUCAGAAUAGCCACAUCAUGAAAAUCACUGAGAAGGUACGAUCUGUCUCAGCUUUACAUAAUUAUUUUCCCCAUCACCCUAGUCUAAGAUAGCCCUGCUUUUGAGAAUAAUGCUUGGUGCUGUUCUAUCACUGGACACACGUUAGCUGCUGCUAUGAUUAAACAGAAGUUUGGCUCUGAAAUCCGCAUUCAAAAUCAAGGGUUAUUGAAAACAGAAUAAAACAGCCACGCUCUGCUCUGGACAAUAUAUCGGGCAAGUCCAGAUGCUACCUGUAUUUUCACAACUGGGGAGUUGUUGCAUUAAAUGUCUUCAGUGUAUUAUUUAUUUUUGUAAGUUUUAUAAAGUACAAUUUUAUUUGAAAACGCAAUUCAAGGCACUAUAAAAUUUGGAAUCCGUACAUCGGGCCAAACAUAUUAACUGCAGAACUGGAAAGAAUAAAAAUGAUGGAAUUUAAAAUAUGUUAAUUGCAAAUCCACAAACACUCUGAAACUUUUAUCUGCCUGUCCAUCCAUCCAUCCAUCUUUUGGUAUAACUAUUCAUAAUUGUUAAAAUUUCUUCCUAUUGUGACUCCCACAAAGUGAAAAACUGAUUUAAGAUCAUGGAUUAUAGAGCCUAAAAUGGAUUGUGGUCAUAAUUUGGGCAUUUAUAUUAGCUACAGGUAUGCUAAGUUUCUUUUUUCUUUUGAUUUGGAUUUUUCACUAUUCUUGUCCAAAAAUAGACAAGUUGCUUUACUCUUUUCAUGUAGCAAUUAUGCAAGUCAUUUUUGUAGUCUAAAUACAAAUAUUUGAAAAUGCUUUUUAAAACAUUGCUAUAGCAUUUAAUGCUUUUUGAAUCUUUGGGACCAAAAGAAUAAAACGGGUUUCCUUUUUUUUUUUUUGGUCAGUUGAAUGCAGUAAGCAGUAACCAUCUUGCAAAUUGCAUUGACCAGAAGACAAGAUAGCCAGUAUAAUUGGUAGAAGGUUCCAGCAUUGCUGGUUAAUCUAUAUUAGCCUUAAGGCCUUUUAUAACCAAGGGCUUUGGAAGUGGGCGUGAAGAUAAUGUUGUCUUGCCAUUGUAAUCUAAAUGUUUAUAGUGCCAAUAUUUUUCCAGGUUUUUAACCUUAUAGAACUAUAGAGUUCAAAUCAAUAUGUUGUAAUGUGCCUUUACUUCUUUCUACAAAAAUAAAUCUUAUAAUAUUUUAUAGCAUAUUUAUUACAGACCCGAAACCGACAUGUAUGCCUUAACUGUUGCAUCUCUUGACAAAAGUAUCUUCUGGCCUUCUAUUACUAAAAUUCAUUUUGGUGAUAAUAAAUAUUUCACUGUU
This is a messenger RNA of Ahaetulla prasina, 5973 nucleotides long. It is a transcript of the gene PAPSS2, whose product is annotated as 3'-phosphoadenosine 5'-phosphosulfate synthase 2. Lineage: Eukaryota; Metazoa; Chordata; Lepidosauria; Squamata; Colubridae. The transcript is spliced from 12 exons. The coding region runs from base 768 to 2612 and encodes 614 amino acids. The record is from RefSeq and is a predicted model, not a curated record. Gene Ontology annotation, biological process: sulfate assimilation; 3'-phosphoadenosine 5'-phosphosulfate biosynthetic process. Gene Ontology annotation, molecular function: sulfate adenylyltransferase (ATP) activity; adenylylsulfate kinase activity; ATP binding.